Messenger RNA from Echinops telfairi (small Madagascar hedgehog), 1337 nucleotides. RefSeq names its product RALY heterogeneous nuclear ribonucleoprotein (gene RALY). The record is from RefSeq and is a predicted model, not a curated record. Gene Ontology annotation, molecular function: RNA binding. The transcript is spliced from 10 exons. Gene Ontology annotation, cellular component: nucleus. NCBI's taxonomy places the organism in Eukaryota, Metazoa, Chordata, Mammalia, Afrosoricida, Tenrecidae. The coding region runs from base 165 to 1094 and encodes 309 amino acids.
UUGACCUGGUGUGAUAGGGAAGAUUUAGCUGUUAGGACUGGGAGAAAGACGGAUGGAAGUAUGGAAGAAUAAAAGCAAGUCCUGUUCCUUGAGGCAGCCGGUGCUGACCCUGUAACCCAAGGGAGGAAAUAGCAGCUGACUCAGCUGUGGUACUGGUGGCCACCAUGUCCCUGAAGAUUCAGACGAGCAACGUAACCAACAAGAAUGACCCCAAGUCCAUCAACUCGCGAGUCUUCAUUGGAAACCUCAACACGGCUGUGGUGAAGAAGUCCGAUGUAGAGACCAUCUUCUCCAAGUAUGGCCGUGUGGCCGGCUGCUCCGUGCACAAGGGCUAUGCCUUUGUCCAGUAUGCCAACGAGCGCCAUGCCCGGGCAGCUGUGCUGGGAGAGAACGGGCGAGUGCUGGCCGGGCAGACCUUGGACAUCAACAUGGCCGGAGAGCCCAAGCCCAACAGACCCAAGGGGCUCAAGAGAGCAGCAUCUGCCAUAUACAGUGGCUACAGCUUUGACUUUGAUUACUACCGGGACGACUUCUACGACAGGCUCUUCGACUAUAGGGGCCGUCUGUCACCUGUGCCAGUGCCCAGGGCGGUCCCUGUGAAGCGACCCCGGGUCACAGUCCCUUUGGUCCGGCGUGUCAAAACUACCAUACCUGUCAAGCUCUUUGCCCGCUCCACAGCCAUCAGCAGCGGCUCAGCCAAGAUCAAGUUAAAGAGCAGUGAGCUGCAGACCAUCAAGACAGAGCUGACACAGAUCAAGUCCAACAUCGACGCCCUGCUGGGCCGCUUGGAGCAGAUUGCCGAGGAGCAAAAGGCCAACCCAGAUGGCAAGAGGAAGGGUGAAAGCAGUGGUGGUGGCGGAAGCAGCAACAGCGGUGGUGGUGGCAGUGGCGGCGGCUCCAGCAGCGGUGGCGGUGGCAGUGGCAGUAACAGCCGGCCACCAGCCCCUCAGGAGGACACAGCUUCCGAGGCAGGCACGCCCCAGGGAGAAGCCCAGGCUCGCGAUGAUGGCGAUGAGGAGGGGCUGCUGACACACAGCGAGGAGGAGCUGGAGCACAGCCAGGACACAGAUGUGGAGGACGGUGCCUUGCAGUAAGCAGCCUGACAGGAAUGAAGGCCACCGGCAGAAGGGCAUGCAUCUCUGGGUGCCUACUCCCAGUGGGUACCAGAGGAGAGCUGGCAGCCUCCCCGUGCCCCCGCACACCCUCCUCGUCUGUACUGCCCCGGAGCACAGCGGUCUCCACACCCCUGCCUCUCCUCCCCAGGACUCACCCAGGUGUGGGGUUUUUCUAUAGAUUGGAAGAAGGAGGGACCCUGACAAUAAAGAGAUUAGAUCCCA